AUGAAAUUUACAGACAUUAUACUUGUACUGUCUGUAUCAGCAGUUGCCAGUGCGUUAGUAGCUACGCCCAAUGCAGAAACUCGAUCACAUCAGUUGUCAAAACGUAGUCCCGGUAAAGAUUGGAAAAAAUUGAUUGAAGGCAACCCCAAUGAUGAUGGCGAAAGCAAACCAGGGCCAUCGAACAACAAUGAUUCAAGUGAACCAGGGCCAUCAAACAGCGAUAGUGCCAAAAAUGAACUGGAUGAUACCACUCGUCAAAGGAAGAAAGCAUGCAAUAAGUAUCAUAAAUACAAGAAAGAAUUUCAAAAGGAUCCAUUAGGCUCCAGUAUGAAAGAUGCGGGCUUUUUGUGGCCAUGGCCUUAUAAAACUCAUGAUUACAAUUCCAUCGAUUCAUCGAUUGAAAAGGCACAUAAAAAGAUGAAAGAGUUGAAAAAAGAAUGCGAUGAGGCGACAGAAAAGGAAAAUCAUCUAAGACAGAAACGAAAAGAUGGAAGCCAAAAGGAAAAGGAAAAGGAAACAAAAGAAGCUGAGAAGCAAUCUGACAUUAAAUCAGGAGGCAAGCUCAAACGAUUCAAAUCAAUGCUUGACAGUUUCUAA
Molecule: messenger RNA, 597 nt
Organism: Batrachochytrium dendrobatidis JAM81
Lineage: Eukaryota; Fungi; Chytridiomycota; Chytridiomycetes; Rhizophydiales
Exons: 1
Coding region: 1-597 (198 amino acids)
Source: RefSeq, a predicted model, not a curated record